AGCUUGCGAUCCACCUUGCUCGGCUCGCCACGGAGCGAGUCGGAUUUUCCGACCUCGAAAACAGUUCGCAGGGUUUUGCCUUUGCCAGCCUCAUUUGAGGGUUUAAGCCUUCAAGCUAAAGCAGAAACGAAGUAUAGCAAAGCCAUCGUCAAUGGCUUCAUCCAUGGGUUCUUUAUCAAGAAGAUUCUCUCUUUCUCUUAUCUCCGCCAAAAGAUCCCCCAAGAGCUCCAUGAAAUUCUGUACAAAUAUCACCUCCAACGAAGAUCUUGACGAUGACGAUUCCAGUAUUAGUCAGGACGGGAGCUCAGCAUCGUCAUCAACCUCAUCUUCCCCAACGAACUCAAACCAACACCAGAAACGAUUCUUUCAAAGGCCACUAGAGAACGGCUUGGAUGUUGGUGUCUACAAGGCGAUUUUGAUUGGGCAAGUUGGGCAGCAUCCAAUUCAGAAGCGAUUGAGGAGCGGUAGGCCUGUGACACUGUUUUCGCUCGGGACUGGUGGGAUUCGAAACAACCGGAGGCCGUUUGAUAACGAAGAGCCCAGAGAGUAUGCUAAUAGGUGCGCUGUUCAAUGGCAUCGAGUUGCAGUGUACCCAGAGAGAUUGGGAGGGCUUGCCAUGAAGCAAGUCAAACCCGGGUCUAUCUUAUAUGUCGAGGGGAAUUUGGAGACCAAAAUAUUUAGUGAUCCAAUAACAGGUCUCGUUAGGCGUCUUAGAGAGAUUGCAAUUCGUAGAGAUGGUCGUGUUGUAUUUCUCAGUAAAGAUGGAGAUGACAAGGAACCAACACAAAUGGAGGACUUGAGAGGUGUGGGCUACUACUAAAAUGAACGUUGGAAAAUUCUUUGACAUUGAUUCGUCACUAUUGAGGGCUAAGUACCACAAAUGCAAAGACUCUUGCAUUAAGCCAGAUCUCAAAGAGUUUCCAAAAGUAGCUGCACGCAGCAAUCCUUUGUACACAUUAUUUGUUUGAAUACCUUCACAAAAAGACCACAAAAUUCAUUGUGUACUCUUCUGCCUUUUUUGAUGUUCUGCAUCUAUUUCUACUUUGGAGUAAAGAGAAGAGGAGAUGGGAAGAAUCUUUUUUUG
This is a messenger RNA of Macadamia integrifolia, 1084 nucleotides long. Its product is annotated as single-stranded DNA-binding protein, mitochondrial. The record is from RefSeq and is a predicted model, not a curated record. NCBI's taxonomy places the organism in Eukaryota, Viridiplantae, Streptophyta, Magnoliopsida, Proteales, Proteaceae. The transcript has 4 exons. Gene Ontology annotation, cellular component: mitochondrial nucleoid. Bases 152 to 820 code for a protein of 222 amino acids. Gene Ontology annotation, biological process: positive regulation of helicase activity; mitochondrial DNA replication. Gene Ontology annotation, molecular function: single-stranded DNA binding.